AUGGAUGGCGGACACGCAUCAAAACCCCAGGUUACGCCUCCAACUUCAGAAUCGGGGAAAAGCAAGUGUCGAGCCAAACAAUCCUGUAUUCCUUGCAGGUGUCGCAAGGUCAAGUGCGAUCGAAUAAAGCCUUGUCACUCCUGUUGCGUUCGAGGCCUUCCUUCUGAGUGCGAAUAUGUCACCAACAACGAAGAUCGGUUCCUCAUUACCCAGGCUGACGCCGUCGCGAGUCUGAGAAGGGAAGUUGGUCGAUUAAAACAACAGUUGCUCGCGCUUGGUCAUACUCCUAGUUCAGAGCUUGAUACAGCGGAUAACGGUUUUACUACCACCUCACCCUUGAAGAAGGGCUCUGGACAGCCCUCUUCACCCCCUGAAAGUCCGCCAUGCAAUAGAGUCCCAUACGGAAAAUACGCCACUUUACUAACAAUCGUCCAUACCAUCGCAACUGCGUCCCCAGAUGUUGUCGCGAAUACAGUUGCUCAGAUUAGGACAGGAACUUUGUUGGAUAGCACCGCCCUAACCACAACAACCGAACCACAACCUUAUAACAAUCCUGGAGAAUUAAAGACUGCUUCACAGACUUAUACACACUUUAGUUCUCAAAGUAGAGUGCAAGUAGAUGACGAGGAACAAAGACAACCCAAAAAGCCCAAGCCUGGAUUGAAGCAUGAGCCCGCCGAUACAGCUAGUGCUGAUGAAUUGGAGAGCAAGUCGUGGCCUGAACCGGAUGGUUUAGCCAUCAUCCAUCCUCCAGAAGACGACAAGACUGCUAUCACAAGGAAAGUUUCGCAAGGGUCUGAAAAUCCUGCUAGAGAACAGCACUUUUCGCGAAAAAGGGGUCAAGUCUCAUCCGCCUUUAUGACCCCGGUAUCUCAAAGAAAUCUCGUUACAGAAAAUUUUCUCGGACGUUUUGUGGACGAUUUCAGCCCCAAUGUCGACUGUGAAACUAUUGGAACUUCUCAGACCAUCCGUUGUGCCGCGGGGAUGAGAAUGUUUUCUCCGGUUCUCUCUGAGGCUUUUAACGCAGUUGCCCUCACGUACUUCGGACAUAAUUUCGCCGAUGAAAGAAUAGAGAGAGCUGGUUCCCAGAUACAUGUUCUUGUGCUUAGGAGAUUACAGGAAGAUAUAAAUCAUAUCGAACAUGCCAACUCUCAAGCUAUUCUACUAACUGUCUGUCUUCUCAUGUGUUUUGAAAGUUUUCGGCGCACAACAAGUGAGUCACUUGUACAUCAUGCCAACGGAGCUCUGAAACUCUUGGAGUAUCGAGGUCCGCAAAGCCACAUGUUCGGAAUCGAUAAUUCGUGUUUUGCUGAACUUCGUCCAUACUGGGUGUUCCUCGCCCUGGUCACAAGAAGACCCACAUUUCUAGCGAGAGAAGACUGGAAAUCGGUACCGUUUUUAGCUGGUUCAUCCUCCAAGGAUCUCAUGCAUCAUCUCCUAGAUCAAGUCGUGGACAUCCCUGCGUAUCUCGCCCAGUUUGACCGGCUCAUUAAGGGACUAAAUUCGGGCUACAUAAAUUAUACAGAGGUAGCAACUACACGAGGCAUGCUGUGGUCAUGGGUAGCUGAUCUUGAUAAUCGGUUACGUCAGUGGAAGAAGGACUGGAUCGAUUCAGUUCCAUCACGCCAAGCCACUGAGGUAACAAUUCAAGGCAGCGAUCCAUUUCCUAUCUUUCGAUGCCGUGAUCUUACCACGAUGGAUAUAAUUACUCCAACCACUCUCGUCUACCCAGACCUGCGAAUUGCCCAGACAAUGAGUGUAUAUUAUGCCUCCCACCUCAUCCUUUCCGCCGCUGAUACAAGACCAACUCCGUCUCUGCAACCUCCGCAGCAAUACGAGUUUGCAUGUAAUAUCUGCCGGAGCAUAGAGUAUUUCAUUCGCAAGAGUCCGGGCAAACUUGUCAAUCGUAUGGCGUUUCCUCUUCGCGUUGCCUUUGAUGUGUUGCCAGAGUCGGGUGUGGAGCGGGAAUAUGUGGUCGAAGUAUUUCGCCUGGUGAAUGACCGGCACAAGCUAAAGCUUUGGGGAACAACCAUCCCGGAAAUAUCAUCGAAACGGAGAGAUGUAUGA
Paracoccidioides lutzii Pb01 is the source of this 2067-nucleotide messenger RNA. RefSeq lists its product as hypothetical. The transcript is spliced from 6 exons. The record is from RefSeq and is a predicted model, not a curated record. Gene Ontology annotation, molecular function: zinc ion binding; DNA-binding transcription factor activity, RNA polymerase II-specific. Gene Ontology annotation, biological process: regulation of DNA-templated transcription. The coding region runs from base 1 to 2067 and encodes 688 amino acids.